This is a messenger RNA of Glossina fuscipes, 4163 nucleotides long. RefSeq names its product lysozyme c-1. The transcript is spliced from 4 exons. NCBI's taxonomy places the organism in Eukaryota, Metazoa, Arthropoda, Insecta, Diptera, Glossinidae. Bases 377 to 889 code for a protein of 170 amino acids. The record is from RefSeq and is a predicted model, not a curated record.
UUUUUUGAUUUGAUUGUGUGCUUUGUGUGACGUAUGAUAUGUAAACAAUUGUUUUAUUAUCGCUGCUAUUAACUCCUUUUAAUUUAAAUUUAGAAAGUAAAUGUGAUAACAGUUUUUAAAUAUUCGACAGAAGAAAUUAUUGAAAAAAAGUUUCUAGACAACAGAAAUAUUAGAUAAAUUCUAGAUCAACUUAAGACUUUGACAACACAAUUUAUUCACAAACGUUAUUUCGGCCGUUUUUCUAUACGUACCGCCAGUGAUUAUUUUACUAAGCUCAUGUUUGUCCUUCAUAUGCAACAUAAUUCUUUAAUUCUUGUUUAGCAGGAAAACAUCCUGCAUAUAAGUGAGAGAAAUUCAAGAGAUUUAUUGAUAUAAAAUGCUUUGGAAUAUUUGUUCGACAAUGAAUAUCGUAACAAUUCUUGGAUUGUGCUUAACUCAGAGUUGUUUAGUGGAAAGCAAAAAAUAUAUGCGCUGUGAAUUAUCAAAAGAGCUGGUGGAACGUUAUCAAAUCAGUAAAACAUUCCUAUCAAAUUGGAUUUGUUUAAUCGAACAUGAAAGCGAACGCGAUACUAAAAAGUUCACAACGUUAACUAAUGGCAGCAAUAAAAUCGGUUUAUUUCAAAUCAGUAGUAAAGAGUGUCGUAGCGGUCACAAAAUAGAAGAGUGCGACGUUCAAAAGCAUCCCUGCUGUAAAAUGCCUUGUGCCGAUUUCCUUAACGAUGAUAUUUCGGACGAUGUGGAAUGUGCGAAAAGAAUAUUCGAACAAAAAGGCUUUCAGUAUUGGAAUGGUUGGUCCACCUAUUGUCGUAACCAGCAGAAUCUACCGAAUUUAAGUAUAGCCUGUAAUAUAAAUACCAUAACGCCUUUAUCAAGAUUGCUUUUAUUAUGAUACAUAAAUGAAUUGAAAGGAGUAGGAAUAAAACAAGAAAACAUACACAUUUGUUACAAGCUGCGCGUAUGUUUUUUCAACAAAAUUGAACGGAAAAUUAAUUACUUUUUUCUAAUAAACAUUGCUUGGUUCAAUUACACAUAGUUAGACUCACGUCAGUCAAAUCCAGCCAUCUCGUAUAUAAUUUCAGUUAAUUUGCAAACACCAGAAACUCCUGAAUGAAUCUGCUUUGCUUACGAUGAACAACUCAGCUCUACUGAUUUUAGUUUACAUUGACUUAUGUCGCAUUGUAGGACAACUUGUUUGCUCAAUGACUCAUUGCGAUUGUCGCAUUGGUUGUUUUUCUAUUUAUGUAUUUCCAAGUAUAUGAGGUGUGAAAAAAGCAGUAAACUUGAUUUAAAAUUAUGACCAAAGAAACAUAAAAUGAAAAAUCUGAGCUAAAUCCUACUUAUGGUUAUAUUACUUGCAAAGAAAAAAUCAAUUCCAGAAUUUAUUUAAUGAAAAGAAACGUAAGUAAUAAUAUGCUACACUUAUUGACCUCAAAUCUAGCGUUCAGUCUGGGCUUUAUUGAUACUGAUAUGAUUGCUUCCCAUUCAAAGUCAAUCUUGGAGUUUUUCAUUAAAAGCUUUCUAACCAAAUUUUGUUGCUCGUUGUGCCUAACACAAAUGGCGAAAACAUCCAAUCGCCUUCGAAUUUAUCCCAAGAAAAUACUUUAUGUGUGGCGGCAGAAUUUUCCAUCACCUAGGAAUGAUACCCUAACUAAAAAUGUUGAAGAGUCUUCUUUCAAUCUUUUUUCCACGUUUUACAUUUCUUAUGACUUAUUAGCCUAAAAAGAUAAGGGAUAAGAGAAGAGCUUAGCUUAGCAAGAGAAUAAUGAAGGACGAGUUACCUUUAAAAGGUCAUAAUUAAGUGCUUAGCAUAAUGAUAGCAUAAUGAGAGCAUUUAGAUCUUUUGAUGACGGGGUAACCAAAACAAUUAUUGAAACGCAACGCUUUGAACGCUGCAUUGACUACUAUUUCAUAACUAAAGGCAGACGCAGUUGAAGCAUUAAAGAAAAAAAAUCUAAGACCAAUGGUACGAUACACCAUGGAAAGGAACUGAAAACCAAUGCUUGUCUUUGUGACAAAAAAAGAACUAAAAACUAAUGCUUGUCCCAUGUUGUGUGUUGGUUUUAUUUAUUUAAAAUCGUUCUUUUCGAUUACCGAUAAGUUAAAUCUCUCUUUCUCAACAACUUAUCUGCGCUAAGAAAAGCCAAAGUAUAUGAAAUUACAACGCAAUUAACGCGCAGCGGGCGGCAUGCAUUUAACUCCUUACGACAUGAUUAAAAAGAAAAAAAUUUCAAUUUAGUUGUUGUACUAAGGUAUACUGGUAUCUUCAACUUCCUACUAAGGGCAAAAUGUAAUGAGUAGAUCUUUUCUGAGAUAUUUCAGAGGGAAACAAAGGGAGCAAACCUUCAUCUCUUUUUCAGUUUACUGUCCAUGCGCUGCAGUAAACUGGCCAUCAAAAUGGAAGGGCGAGUUUGUAGUGUAUUUUGACAAUCGCAAUAGGGUAAUAGAUUGUGAUAUAUCAAUUUUAUCCUCAUCCUCUCAGAAAGAAGAAGAAAGUGUGCAGGCACUCUUGUUUGACCGCGAUCCGUUCUGGAAACAGAGAGUCCGUCUGUAUUUCCGCCCCGCCAUUCGCCUUAUCCUUUUUGAAUGGGAUCGGUAAGUAUGUGCAAGUGUACAGAAACUCUUGCCUGACCGUCCUCGGGCCUGAGAGGGAACGUCUAUGUGUCCUUUCCCCUCUGCCUGCAGUAGACGUAAAAUACUGGCGACUUCUUAUAAGUCUGGCUAUUGUACCGUCCGAAUUUCCACUUAUACACACUCUGAACGCCGCCAACUAUGUUUACGCCUUGAUUAAAAUUUCAUAGCCACAGCUUGAAAACACGAUCACGGAUUACACCGUCCGUACAUAUCACCGCCAGAAAUACACCUCAAUCUACCUUUUAAUAGAACUGUGUACGAACACUUACUGGCUUUUUCUUUUCUUCUCUUGUAGUAAAGUAAAUAUUUGACUUACAAACGCCCAACUAUCUUACUUAUUUCGAAGCCUUCUUCGCGCCAAACGGUAAAAACUAUUGAAACUGCGAACAUCGUUUUUGUUUUCUAGAAAGUCCUGAGUAAUACCUCAGCUACAGAGACCCCAUUAAGCUUACAACACUCAGCGAAGCCGCUUAUUAUGGCUAAAAAAAAUAAAAAUUGUAAACGUUUCCAAGAAAGACAAAAUGUACGGAAUAGUUAGCAACAACAUAAGAAAUUCCAGUCCCGAAAGGAUUAAUGUCACGCCCAUCCGAAGGAAACGAAUAAAAAAACGAUCGUUUUAUUAAAUUGAGUCACAAAUACAUUCGCUUCAAGGAAAUUACUUAGAGCCACUUACUGACACUUAGAGCCAUCUACUGUGUUUGUUGUUUAAUUUAAGUCUGAAUUUUUUUUUUACAUUGCUUGGCGUUAUCUCACCAUAUGUGCGAAUUCAAUAAUAAUUGAACGGGCGUUGGGUUCAUGGUUGACGCAUAUAUCUCACUUUUAUAGGGCAUUAAACGGUAGUCUGCCUCUGCCUCCAGUACAUUUCUUUAUCUCGAUUUAUUUAUUUUAUAAAUUAUCGUUAAAUAAUUAACACCAACGGCAUAUAAGCGCCAGCGGCUUGCUUUUCAAGUCCGCAUACAUGUACAAAAACAACUGAAAAAUAACUGACUGCUUUACUAUUCCCCUCAUCUCGAAGAUUAAGGAGCCGCAUUGCCAUUCACUUGCCCUGUAAAAAUUCUUUUCGAACAUAGUUUAACGCGUUAGACGAAGAGCGCUCUUGUCGAUUGACUUUAUUAGAGUAAAGAGAGAUAUGUUACGGAUUACUUUAAGGUACGGUUGUCGCAUACAGUCACAUAAAAUGCAGGGCAGUAACGCAAUGAUCUUUGUGGAUACACGUAACAAGUUGGAAGAAUUCCAAAGGACUUUUUUUUUGAUUCAAAAAACGAACACAAAAUGCCACUGCCACUGUGGUGCCAAUAAUCAUUCAAGUCAAGUUAAUUUCCUCCCCAUACCCAUACAGUUACAAUGCAUAUCGCCAAAUUUUGAUGGCUUAGGAAAAGCUUGGGUGAAUUCAACAAAAUACGGAAUGAAUUGUCGCAACAAUUAUCUGAGAGGAGAACGCUUCUCUUCCUUUAUGACCCCCUGCAAAGAUUUCAGUUGAUUCACAGGACGGCGAUUUUUUUUUUUUUUUGAAGAGGCAAACAAUUUUGAUU